Clupea harengus (Atlantic herring) is the source of this 561-nucleotide messenger RNA. RefSeq names its product regulator of G protein signaling 8. The record is from RefSeq and is a predicted model, not a curated record. NCBI's taxonomy places the organism in Eukaryota, Metazoa, Chordata, Actinopteri, Clupeiformes, Clupeidae.
AUGCCAAAAUGCCUAAGCUACAAAUUCAACGACCUCAUCCCCAGUGGAUGGAAGACAAGAAAGUUUAAUGUUCUGCUGAGAAGAAAGGGGCAGAAAAACAAUAUUAAGUGCAUCCUGGUGCGUAAAAUUACAGAAAACUCCUUGCGUGUCGACAGGUCUACCAAAUGUCAAAGUGAGGACAACGCAUCUCUGGGAGAGCUAUUGAAGAACAAAUACUACCUUGCAGCCUUCAGGGAAUUUCUCCAGUCUGAGUUCAGCGAGGAAAACAUUGAGUUUUGGCUGGCGUGUAGAGAAUACAGAGAGUCCACAGCACCGGCCCACCGCUUCCUGAGGGCCACUGACAUCUACCAGGAGUUCCUCCAUCCAAUGGCUGUGAAAGAGGUCAACAUUGAUCAGUGCACACGGGACAAGGUCAAAAGGUCGAUGGCCGAGACCACCCCGUGGUGUUUCGACGAGGCUGAGCUCCACGUGCUCAGACUGAUGGAGAGCGACUCCUGGCCGCGGUUCCUGCGCUCCAGUGCCUGUGGGCGUCUCAGAACAGAGGGCCUUAUCUGGAAUUAA